This is a messenger RNA of Trachemys scripta elegans, 3337 nucleotides long. RefSeq names its product potassium channel tetramerization domain containing 5 (gene KCTD5). Gene Ontology annotation, biological process: protein homooligomerization; proteasome-mediated ubiquitin-dependent protein catabolic process. The coding region runs from base 55 to 867 and encodes 270 amino acids. The record is from RefSeq and is a predicted model, not a curated record. Gene Ontology annotation, molecular function: cullin family protein binding. Lineage: Eukaryota; Metazoa; Chordata; Testudines; Emydidae. Gene Ontology annotation, cellular component: cytoplasm; Cul3-RING ubiquitin ligase complex. The transcript has 7 exons.
GAGGGGGUCGGGGGACCGUUAUACGAACUGGACCCUUCCGGCGCUGCAGCGAGGAUGGCGGCGGAGAAUCACUGCGAGUUCCCGGUUCCUUCCAUGGGCGUCCUUGGCCUAGUGGGGACAGGCGGGCCCUGCCGCCGCUGUAGCUCUGGGCCCUCCCCGGGUGGGGUCCCAGGUAAAUGGGUCCGGCUGAACGUGGGGGGCACCUGCUUCCUCACUACCCGGCAGACGCUCUGCAGGGACCCCAAGUCCUUCCUCUUCCGCCUCUGCCAAGCCGACCCCGACCUGGACUCGGACAAGGAUGAAACAGGUGCCUAUUUAAUAGACAGAGACCCGACCUACUUUGGGCCAGUACUGAACUAUCUCCGACAUGGAAAACUCGUUAUUAACAAGGACCUAGCUGAGGAAGGUGUACUGGAAGAAGCAGAAUUCUACAACAUCACAUCACUAAUAAAAUUGGUAAAGGACAAAAUAAGAGAGAGAGACAGCAAAAUCUCACAGGUGCCAGUCAAACACGUGUACAGGGUGCUGCAGUGUCAGGAGGAAGAGCUCACCCAAAUGGUCUCCACCAUGUCUGAUGGCUGGAAAUUUGAACAGCUUGUCAGUAUAGGUUCCCAGUAUGGCUGUGGCCGGGCCCAGCAGUCAGAGUUUCUGCUGAUAGUGUCACGGGAAGUGAAAGGGGAGGAGAGACACUUCCAGAAAUGCUGCAGUGAGUUGGUCAGUAUUGGUUCUUCCUAUAACUAUGGAAAUGAAGAUCAGGCUGAAUUUCUGUGUGUUGUCUCGAAGGAGCUGCAUAAUACCCCCUACGGCACAACCAGCGAGCCCAGUGAAAAAGCAAAGAUUUUGCAAGAGCGAGGUUCCAGGAUGUGAAGACCAUAUUGAACACUGAAGAAUAUUUCUUUUAUUCCAAGAUGCAGUGAAUUAUCACAUUGAAGAGGCUUGGCUGUGAGAGGAAGAAAUCUGCUUUAGAUAAUUUUCUAUUGAUCUGGAUUGAACCAUUUUUGCCUAUAAGCUGGUAUAGACUGAAUUUGCUGGCUGAAAACAUCGCAAGAUUAUUGAAUGGGAAUAGAUGAUGUGAGAGAUGUGUUAAUCUUGGUUCUAGUGCAUGGUUGUACUCUCUCAUGGGCUGAAUUAUAUUGGUCACAUAGAAAGAAACAAUCAUGCACUCAUAUUUUCCUCUGAGACAUGUAGCACUUACAUCUGGUGCUGGAUGAUCCAGUGUUGAUCAGUUUGAAAUGAUUUUGGUAUUAAUAAUUGCAAACCGUUAAAGGACACUGUAUUUGGUGCUACAUAUAUAUUACAGCCCAUAAAUGCAAAUAUUUGGGCCUACAUAGUUGGUUUUGGAAUCAAUGACAGCCCCGGUUUACUAUCUUAUACUGCACAUUCCUUAUGGCUCAGUGACACAUUUUCUGUUAGGUAAGAACGGUGUAGGAGAUCAAGUGAAACUACCUUGUAAAAAGUUACACCCUAGGCAAGAUUCCCAUAAAGCAUAGGUGUAAAAUACUGACUGGGUUGAUGGCUUAUUUUAAUAGUCAAAGGGAAUACUAAACUUGGAGAAAAUGUCUUUUGUCUGAAUCAUCUCUGAUGUUUCUGCUGUCAAAAUAACUUCCUCCUGCAAAAGUUAAGCUCCAGUCUUAGCCAAAUGUUUGAAAGGAAAAACAAAAUUUCUUAAAUUAUUGUCACAACUGAAUAUCUUGUCUCUUUUGAAAUGUUUGUUGCUAACCAAAUGUUGUACAUUUUAGAAAUGCCUACAAGUUUCAAGCUACUCUUGGAUUUUGUUGGGUAUUUUUAAGAGCUGGAGUUUGUGUAGUUACAUGGCUGGAUAGUGUUAGAUUCUAAUCUCGGUGAAUGGGUUUAAAGUUACCCUAAGAGCAAACACAAGCUCACCCAAUUAAAAAUCUGAAUUAAUUGCUUUGAAUUUUCAGAAUGUUUACAGUCCAUCUCUCUACAUUGUUUCAACUAUGCAGUUCUUUAUGAUGUUUCUAAGAAUGCUGCCUGAAAACAUUCUCACACAGUUGCGUUAGGACAGGCCUGUGGUAAAUGUUAACACACAAGACUGGAGCUUUUUAUUGCAUUGUGUUUUAAACAAAACCAGUAGCAUGACUUUUUGAAACAGAUUCAACUAAAUUGAUUGUGUAAAACUCUAGAUUCUUGCAGCUUCAUUGGCUUCCGUAGCUCUAGAUGGAGUAGUGGAUGGGAGUUUAAACCGGAUUGUCCAAGAUGGUCUUGAAUUCUAAAAGCAUUUUAAACUGUUUCAUUAAAUAACUUCAGAAUUUUUACAUAUACCAUAUCCUCUACGAGUAAAAUGUGUAAUCCUCCACGUGAAAACCAGUUUCUCAAGCAUCUUGGGUUUACCUAUAUUUUUUAAGACGUAUUGUACAUUGAUAAGUUUGGCGUAAACAAUUUGUAAAACCAUUUCUACAAAGCAGGUUAUGCAGUGGGCUAAAUGUUUUGUUGUGCAUCUAAUGCUUGAAAGAAUUUGUAAAGCAUUUUGCCACUUGGAUGCGGUCUGCACAGGAAGCUGCUGACCCCUCCACAAUACCACAUUAAUAUGUUCGUCUUUUUUUAAGAUGUUAGGACCUAACUGAAUUUACUAAAAUGUAAUUAUUCUGUAGGGGGAAAUGUUUAUACUUUUAUACUUUUUUUUGGUAGGCAUCCAUAUUUUAUCAGCCUGAAGUCAAUGCCUAAAUUUCCCCUAAAUAGUAACAAAUAAUCUUGUGUAUCUAAAGAUAAGCCUGGCGAUUAUUUGUCUUAAAAGGCAUUUCCUCUGCUGGAAAGUCACUGGGUUUAAGCACCUUGACACGACCCGUGUUCUUCAGGUUCCAUGGCUCAUGGAAUUGUGGCCUUUAAAGCUUCCUAUUUUCCUGCUGUGCUCUACAGAGUAAAUUCAGCAUUGGAUUAAAUGGCUUUUAAUGCCUUUUAAUAAUUAAAAAUGUAUAUUGAUAUCAUUCCAAAAUCUGCAUUUUUGUGUGUUGUCUUCUGUUGUUAAACAAAAGAAAGCAGAAGAUUUGAUUUUCAUAAACUACCUGAGAUCCUUAAGGAUUGCAGAAGCAAAACAUGAGUAAGAAACUGAGAAAAUUGAAACAACUUGGAGGAUAUAUAUGAAAAGGGGCCACUUUUAGAGAGUGGCGUUUUCACUGGAAUACUUUAUGGUAUAAUACAUUUGCUUUUUAUUUUUUUUGGUGGGAUUAUCUGCACCCUGGUUUACAUUGUCCCUUGUAGUAGCAAAAAUUAUUUUGGGGAAGAGUUUUUUAUCAUUAACAUUUUGCACUUUCUCUGUCUGAUACCUCACAGAGCUAUUGUCUCUCACUUCAGCAAAAAAAAAAAAAAAAAAAAAAAA